Messenger RNA from Leptosia nina, 1749 nucleotides. The record is from the annotation of a GenBank genome assembly. Lineage: Eukaryota; Metazoa; Arthropoda; Insecta; Lepidoptera; Pieridae.
AUGGAAGAACUUGAAAGUAAAAUCGGAAUUACAGACUUACCAGAUGAGAUUAUAACAAUUAUCUUGAGCAAUAGCUCUUAUAAGGAUGUGAUUUCAUUUGGUAUGACAUCUAAACAUUUUUAUAGCAUUGUAUUUGAUGACCAAUAUCUUUGGAAGAGCAAAUGUUCAGAAAUACUCCCAAAUCUGAUUCUUAACACAGUUCAAAACCAUUGUGAUGGGGAAUGGUUGAAUGAACUUCGGAAGUUUGUAGUAUUAAAGAGAAAUGUGAUACUGCAACUGCUUGCUAUGUCUCCAAAUUUCUAUUGGAAAAUGAAUCAGUUAUCAUUGGAGGAUUGUAAAGAAUUCUUUACACUUGCAACAGAACAUGAAUUAAGCUAUUAUUAUACAAUACACAUAUUGCAGCAAAUACUUCAACAGGCCAAUAAAAACCUUGACAAUCAUGUAUGUGAAAAACCUUACACAUUAACAGAGAUUUACUAUGUAAAAGUUCUGCUACGUUACUUAGUACACUUGUAUCUCUGUAUCAAAUGGGUUAAAUUAUAUACAAGCCAAGUACUCCUACCAGAAGUUGUAAUGAAUUUUUGUCUUCAAUGGAUUGAUCCAACAACUACACAUACAGAUGAGAGUACUCGAAUUGUUUUGGAUGAUGUUGUCGAAAACAUUAAAGAUGUUAUAAGACAAGCUCGAGCUAAAAAGCCGCCGCCACCAGGCAGGAAGAAAGUAACCGAUCGGGAGGUAUUGUCUGCAAUGACACAAGUUAUAUACCGCCAGAGGCACAUUACUAUUACUCCAGCAGCUGAUCAUGACACUUUAAAUAUUGUAAAGGUCUUGAAAAAUAAAUGUGGCCAUGCCAUUGCAUUGGCCGUCAUUUACCAGGCUGUAGCAAGGAAGUGUGGUGUAAAAAUAGAGUUAAUUACAUUUCAAGAUCAUUUAUUUUUAGAAUGGAUAGAUGAUUCCGAUCCCCAAAAUGUUAUUUAUACAAUUAAUUUGGAAACUGGAGAGUUGAAACCGAAACGGCGAUGCCCAUUUUCGCGAACCAAUCAACAUUUUAACUACUCAUAUUGUCCUGAUUCUUUGCUACAGUACAUCUAUUCUUCAUACUUUGUGACAAUGGGAGCCAUUCGAAAUUGGCACACCCAGAAUGCACUGCAUUUAAUAAACUUUAUGAGUACUAACAAUAACUGUCAUAAUCCAUACAACAAUUUCUUCCCUUACUUGAUGGAAAUUCCUGCCCUACAAGCUCCUAAUCAAGAACUAGAUUUAUACUUUUUAUCAAAUUUCUACCGUGAAAUUCUAUUAGUGUUAUCUACAUUAAAUAAACCAACGGCAUCUGUGUAUAAUAAUCUUCAAGUCAAGAGGCAUGACAAAAAUGUGUUAUUUGCUGUGGGAAUGAUUUGUUAUCAUAAAAAAUAUGAAUAUAUUUGCAUUAUUCGUGGAUGGGAUAUAAGCGGUGACAAUGUCGCCCGAAUGCCAGCUCAUAAUUUAGUAUACGGCCUCAUGCAGCCGUUUUAUCGCGUUACUGCAGCCGAUCAAUCGGAAAGAUAUGUUGCACAAGAAAACCUUGUUGAACUGAGACAUCCCACGCGUUUAUACCACUUGGAAGACUUGAUAUCAAAGGAGUUUACGCAUUUUGACGGCUUUGCAUAUAUUUUGAAUGACGAAAAGAAAAUAGAGUAUCCCGAUGAAAAUCCUAUCGUUGAGAGUAUUGAUCAUAUAAUAGCUAUAUUACAGUUUUACUUAGAAUGCUAA